Molecule: messenger RNA, 678 nt
Organism: Saccharomyces kudriavzevii IFO 1802
Lineage: Eukaryota; Fungi; Ascomycota; Saccharomycetes; Saccharomycetales; Saccharomycetaceae
Gene: CPR5
Product: peptidylprolyl isomerase family protein CPR5
Exons: 1
Coding region: 1-678 (225 amino acids)
Biological process (GO): protein folding; protein peptidyl-prolyl isomerization
Cellular component (GO): endoplasmic reticulum; fungal-type vacuole
Molecular function (GO): peptidyl-prolyl cis-trans isomerase activity
Source: RefSeq, a predicted model, not a curated record
AUGAAGUUUCAAUUCCUAUCCAUCAUCGCUUUGUUUGCCUGUUUAUUCACUACAACCAUCUUUGGCAAAGAGGAGACCUCAGACGACCCCGAGAUCACACACAAGGUGUAUUUUGAUAUCAAUCACGGCGAUGAAAAGAUCGGCCGCAUUGUCAUGGGACUGUAUGGUCUCACCACACCCCAAACUGUUGAGAACUUUUACCAACUGACCAUUUCCAGUGAUCCUAAGAUGGGUUACUUGAACUCUAUUUUCCACCGUGUUAUUCCUGAUUUCAUGAUUCAAGGCGGUGAUUUCACCCACAGAUCUGGUAUUGGGGGCAAGUCCAUUUUUGGGAACACUUUCAAAGACGAGAAUUUUGAUGUUAAGCACAAUAAGCCGGGCAGAUUGUCCAUGGCCAACCGUGGUAAGAACACCAAUGGAUCGCAAUUUUUCAUCACCACUGUGCCAUGCCCAUGGCUCGACGGUAAGCACGUUGUCUUUGGCGAAGUCUUGGAAGGUAUGGACGUAGUUCACUACAUUGAAAACGUCAAGACCGACAGCAGAAACAUGCCCGUGAAAGAGGUUAUCGUUGAGCAAUGCGGUGAAUUGGAAACUGUUCCGUUAAGCCACCAAGACGCCGCUAAAUUACAGGAUGAGAUCAAAGUGGAGGCCAGCGAAACAGCUCACGAUGAGCUAUAA